AUGGAGAAAUAUAUUCUUAGCCCCGAGAUGGUGUGGAACAAAGAUGGGAAGGCAGUCGGUCAUCAGUUCAAAGAUAUCGAAGUUUAUGGUGGAAAAACUCACUUUGGCGAUUGCUACAAUUACCAUACCUACCAUCAAUACACCUCUGGGGAUCCCCAAAAAGAACUAAACAAGGAAAUUGAAGCCUAUCGGAAUGUGCUAUUCCUUACUGAUCCAAUCGGCGAUCUGGAGAGUCUGAAAAGCACUAAAGGCAAAAGAACGGAAGGCACUUGCGAAUGGAUCAGAGACAAUGAACAUUAUAAAGCUUGGCUUUACGGCGAGACACAAUGUCUAUCAGUCUGUGGUGGGCCUGGUAAAGGAAAAACAAUGCUCUCCAUCUUCCUGACGGAGGAGCUUGAGAGGCACACCAAGACAAUGGGAUCCACGGAGCUGCUGUUCUACUUUUGCAGUCAUCGAGGCGAGAAUUAUAACAGCGCUGUGACUAUUCUCAGGAGCCUGAUAUACCAACUGCUUCCGAAGUGUCGUGACUUUUUCACGUCUGUCUCGUCAUACUUUGAAAGCCCGGAGAGAACCAAAAUGGCAUUGGCGUCGGCGGACACUCUCUGGGUUAUCUUGAGAACUCUGAUACAAUCUAAAUCCAGCACAACCUAUUGCGUACUCGACGGCUUCGAUAAUUGCGACUAUGAGUCAUCAAGACUACUCACUACCAAGUUUGGCGACUUCUUUUUAUCGGUGUACUCCAAUCGACUCAAGUUGGUGAUCGUUAGUCGGAAGAUGGCUGGGCUGGAAAAUUUUCCCCAGUUGAAGCUGGAUCCUGACAACGAUGAACUUUUAAGCGGCGAUAUUCAACGGUUCAUUUCCGCUAGUGUCCAUGCACUGGAAAGAAUACCGGGGUUCAACGAUAUUCGCCAGAAUGUCGAAGCUACCCUUCUAGAACGAGCCCAAGGCACUUUCUUAUGGGUCGGCUUCGUUAUGGGCGAGCUUUCGAAGAAACGCACCUGUAGCGGAAUUGUCAGGUCUCUGGAGGAUUUUCCACCGGGUCUGGAUGUGAUUUAUAGCCGAAUGUUACUUCAAGCCACAGAAAGCUGGCAGAUGGAGAGCGAUGAGAAGAACAUUAUGUCUGACAUCUUGCGUUGGGUUACGAUGGCCGUCCGUCCACUCACGUUACAAGAAUUGACGGUAGCUAUUGCCUUAUCCACUGCAAUCAGUGAUGAGCAAGUCAUUCGGGAUCAGAUCACUUUAUGUGAGCCGAUCCUCAAGAUCGAAGGGCUGAAAGUCAAACUUGUUCAUCAAUCGGUCGGUGACUAUUUACGGUGGGAAAAGCCUGACGAUGACCCAAUACUGGAAAAUUUUCGAAUCAAAGCACCAAAAGCACAUGCUCAAAUAGCAAAAACGUGUCUCAAGUACAUUGAGAACAGCGACUUACGCUACGAGUAUUUGAAUAUUGAAGAUGCAUCAGUUCUGCAGAAAUCGCCACUGUUAAACUACGCAGCACUACACUGGCUAGAACAUGCGGGGUAUUCUUCGAUGUAUGGGAACGAAGAUUAUCAGCUUUCACGGCCUUUCUUCUGCAAAGAAUCACCUGUACGAACACACUGGUGGAAGGCCUACAUAAAUUCCGAGCAGCAAAGGUGCAAUGGAGAGGGGCCAUAG
Penicillium daleae is the source of this 1653-nucleotide messenger RNA. RefSeq lists its product as uncharacterized. The transcript has 3 exons. The record is from RefSeq and is a predicted model, not a curated record. NCBI's taxonomy places the organism in Eukaryota, Fungi, Ascomycota, Eurotiomycetes, Eurotiales, Aspergillaceae. Bases 1 to 1653 code for a protein of 550 amino acids.